CACUGGGGAGCCCGGCAGCGGCGGCGGCGGCGGCGGCGGCGGCGGCAGCCUCGAGCCGGAGGGAAGGACUGACUGACGGGACCGCGAGCGAGCGGACAGACAGACCGACCGACUGACCGGCCACCCGAGCGCCUCGAGUUCCGCCAUGAGCUGGGGCACGGAGCUGUGGGAUCAGUUUGAUAAUCUAGACAAGCAUACACAGUGGGGGAUUGACUUCCUGGAAAGAUAUGCAAAAUUUGUUAAAGAGAGGAUAGAAAUUGAGCAGAACUAUGCGAAACAGUUGAGGAAUCUGGUUAAGAAAUAUUGCCCUAAGCGUUCAUCCAAAGAUGAAGAGCCUAGAUUUACCUCCUGUAUAGCCUUUUUUAACAUCCUUAAUGAGUUAAAUGACUAUGCUGGACAACGAGAAGUAGUAGCAGAAGAAAUGGGACACAGAGUAUAUGGUGAAUUAAUGAGAUAUUCUCAUGAUCUGAAAACAGAAAGAAAAAUGCAUCUCCAAGAAGGACGAAAAGCUCAGCAGUAUCUUGACAUGUGCUGGAAACAGAUGGAUAAUAGUAAAAAGAAGUUUGAGAGGGAGUGCAGAGAGGCAGAAAAAGCUCAGCAGAGCUAUGAAAGAUUGGACAAUGACACCAAUGCAACCAAGGCUGAUGUGGAAAAGGCUAAACAGCAGCUGAAUCUUCGGACACACAUGGCUGAUGAAAAUAAAAAUGAAUAUGCCGCACAACUUCAGAACUUUAAUGGAGAACAACACAAGCAUUUUUACAUAGUCAUUCCUCAGAUUUAUAAGCAUCUUCAGGAAAUGGAUGAACGAAGAACCAUCAAACUCAGUGAAUGUUAUAAAGGAUUUGCAGAUUCAGAACGUAAAGUCGUUCCAAUCAUCUCAAAGUGCUUGGAAGGAAUGAUUCAUGCCGCAAAGUCAGUUGAUGAAAGAAGAGACUCGCAAAUGGUGGUUGACUCCUUCAAGUCUGGAUUUGAACCUCCAGGAGACUUUCCUUUUGAAGAUUAUAGUCAGCAUAUUUACAGGACCGUCUCUGAUGGUACAAUCAGUGCCUCCAAGCAGGACAGUGGGAAGAUUGAUGCCAAAACCACCGUAGGAAAGGCCAAGGGCAAAUUGUGGCUUUUUGGAAAGAAACCAAAGCCACAGUCCCCACCCCUUACCCCUACUAGUUUAUUCACAUCCAGUACUCCUAAUGGGUCCCAGUUUCUCACAUUCUCCAUUGAACCUGUGCAUUAUUGUAUGAGUGAAAUAAAAACAGGGAAGCCCAGAAUUCCUUCUUUCAGAAGCCUCAAAAGAGGGGGUCCAGCAUUAGAAGAUUUCAGUCAUCUACCCCCAGAACAGAGACGUAAAAAACUGCAGCAGCGGAUUGAUGAACUUAACAGAGAACUACAAAAAGAAUCAGACCAAAAAGAUGCACUCAACAAAAUGAAAGAUGUGUAUGAGAAAAAUCCACAAAUGGGGGAUCCAUGCAGUUUGCAGCCCAAACUAUCUGAGACAAUGAAUAACAUUGACCGACUACGUAUGGAAAUACAUAAGAAUGAGGCUUGGCUUUCUGAAGUUGAAGGUAAAACAGGUGGGAGAGGAGACAGAAGACACAGCAGUGACAUAAAUCAUCUGGUAACACAAGGAAGAGAAAGCCCUGAAGGAAGUUAUACAGAUGAUGCAAACCAGGAAGUCCGAGGACCACCACAGCAGCACAGCCACCCUAAUGAGUUUGAUGAUGAAUUUGAAGAUGAUGAUCCCUUACCUGCUAUUGGACAUUGUAAAGCUAUUUAUCCUUUUGAUGGGCACAACGAAGGCACUCUGGCAAUGAAAGAAGGUGAAGUCCUCUACAUUAUUGAAGAGGACAAAGGAGAUGGAUGGACGAGAGCCCGGAGGCAGAAUGGAGAAGAAGGCUAUGUGCCAACAUCUUACAUAGAUGUGACUCUAGAGAAAAACAGUAAAGGUGCAGUAACUUAUAUCUAAACUCUAAUCAAGCAGCUUCGUACCGUACGAUCCCCAGGAAAGAGAACUCUACAUACAUAUUCAAUGGGAUGAAAAAUGUUAGGAAACAUUUUAUAAUGGGCAUCUAAGGUUUAUUGUUCACCAUGUGAGCUUAGCUCAGGCUUAGUGCUUAAUUAAGAGUUGUGAAUAUUGUGGAAGGAAAGUGUUCUUUUUAUGUUUAUUUUCUAAUUUGAUCAAAAUUCAUUGGGGUUUAAUCACUGCUGUUGGCCUUAUGUCCUGCAUCAAUCCACUUGAAAGAUUUGUUGUUUUCUGCUUGACAAAUCAUAGCAUCUUGUCCAUUGAGAACGUUGCUGUAGACUUAAAGCUUUUUAUUCUCCUUGCUUCAGAAAAUAGGUAAGAUAAAAUGCUAUGAGAAAAUUAGACUACCUGGGAAUUCCAAAAAGCAAAUUCAUAAAACUCGUAAUGAUCUCUUUUUAGCAAUGUAAGUUAAAAUGACAGUUCCCAGAAAGUUCACUGAUAACUGAUGAACUUCGCCAAAGAAAAAUACUCAUUUUUCCCUUUUUGAAAUAUUUUGUGGCACAUAGUCUUCUAAAGAUGAAAAUAUGUUGUUUUAAAGAAAAAAACAUAUUGCCUAUAUGGGUAGUAUCUUUAAAAUUUUGCAAAGUAAUUUGGCCUAGUCACUUUGUGUGUUUGUAAAUUGUAUGUUUCCUGAUCAGUAAUUCUGAAUUUCUAGUAAUUUUCAAUAAUGUAUAGAUUUCUAAAUUCAUCUUAUCCUUGCAUUGAUCAUCUCGAAAAUACUUUUUGGAGAGUAUUUCUUUUCAUGGGUUAACAUCUAAGAGCCCACAAGUAGUAGGACCCAGGUUUCAUAUAAGUUGGAAUUGAAAUUUUUCAAAAGCAAAUGUAGUCAUUACUUUGUUUUAAAAGCUAAAUAAUGACAAAAAAAUGAAAAUAAUGCUCUGGUGACUGGAUUCUGACUUAAUCACAGUAAAUACACAUUUAUGGUCCCUGAAUAAGGCAUCCCUUAUGAGUAAGAAAGCACAUUUUUUCAGUUCAGAUCAAACAAAUAUUUAUCAGAAGCACCAGUUCCUUCCGCCGCUUUUCAUCAGUAAGGAAGGCUCUUUGGAUGGAGUUAGCUCUUUGCAGAGAGAAUGGAGUAAGGCAGCUGGGGAAGGGACCACGCCAUAGUCCACAUGCAGCAAAACUCCCAAAGGACUUGCGGCUGCGGGCCUUGCUAGGGGACGUUUGGGUCAGGCACUAAACUGAACACCUCUCUCUGUCUUUCCAAAGGUCUUCAGUAAUCAUGUUCUUUUCUUUUUCCUCCUGGACUGCAGGUUCCUGAAGAGGGUUUCUGAGAAAAUGGGCGAGAUGUGGAAGGAGGUUACAUGCAGCUGCUCUGGGAGGGGAGGGGAGUAGAGUUGGCAGGCUGAAAGAGAAAGAGAGAAAAAAGCAAAUUGCAUGAGUGCAUGCAGGCAUACAUUAUUAUUUUUCACUAACCUCAUUUCCAUGCGUUGUUUUUUUUUAAAUCAUGAUAUUACAAACCCUCACAAUUCUGCUUCAGAAUUCUCUAUUAGAAAAAGGCCAAAACAACCUUAUCCACCUUUUCCCAUUUGUUUCACUCUCUUUGUUAAAGUCAGAAAAACUGCAGUGAUGAUUUCCCAUUUGUUUCACUCGUUACAGUUGUCCCAGUAGGACUGUCUUCAUCCAGGCCCUGUUUUAAUUGGCUGUUUGUUAGACCCAUGCUGUUUGUCAGUGUCUGCCUGUUCCGCCUCCAGGCUCGCCUAACAUCCUGUUGCAUGUCUAGAAUGAUUGGACUAGAUUUGUGUCAGGCAUGUCUUUACAACUUCUUGUUUUCAAUGCUUGUGUUUUGUUUUACGUUUGUAAUGAAAACCACUGUUUUGUGAAACCUCUCCAGCACUAAUGUUUUCAUCCCAGUGUUCAUGUAUGCUGCUAUAACGUUCCCAUUCAUUGCAACCAUUGUCAUAUUCCAGUUUUGGCAUUAUGAAGAAGUGGUCUAUGGGCCCUAAGUAUUUUUGGUGAUUAGGAAAAGAAAACAUCUCUGCUCUAGCCUACAAUACAGUCAAAAGAACUCUUUGAAAUGUGAUACAUCUCCAACACCUCAUUCUGAGAAGAUCCUCUAGUGAGCACUGAAAUCCUGGCAAAGUAACACAGAAGAUACUCACCAUCGCAAGACAAAUGACUCUUUUCAAAAGUCAGCUGCUUGCCAUUCAAAUACUGCCUUAAACUAGAGUGCCUAAAUCUGUUGAUUGCCAACACUACCACUACAGUAUCCCACAAAGGGCUUUAUGUAUUGGCUUGGUAUGACCUCCUUUAACUCUCCCCAGUGCUGCUGCAGCUGCAGAAGGAGCCGUGGUAGGUGUCUUCUAGAGCGCUUCUACAUAUGAUGGUGCAUCUCUUCACAUUUGUGCAUCAGAACUAAAGACAUGUAUCUGUCCAUUUUAAUUUACUAAGUGUUUUUAAUAGAAUUUGUAUGGAACCCCCUCCCCCCCAAUUGUCUUUUAAUUUGGGGUAAUGAAGCUUCCACUUAAUUACUAUAAUGAUAGUCUGUUCUCAAGUGAUGCUUUCAUUUUGAACCAGUUUAAAUUUGAGUGGAACUUUGUAAUGAUUUAUGUGCACUUUUACUUGUAAAAUGGCUAUUUCAAUAUGUUUAUACGUGUAAAUAGAGUUGUCCGCAGUGCCCCUAUUACUUAUAUUGUCUUGCUUCCCAUUUGUGAUUUUGUUAAUGAAUUACAUCAUACCUGAUUUACUAGAGUAAUAGUGAGGUAGGGGAAGGGAAAUACUUGUACCACUCAUCUUCAUUAACUCAGUUCUUUGCUAUUUGAGGGAGAAAGAAUGUGAAAUGGUCUGUGUUUCAUUGGAUUUUAAGCAAUAUUUUAGAAGCCUUGUGACUCCUUUUAAGAGACUCUUAUUUCCAGUGUUAUUUGACUUGUACUACCAGUAAAACUAAAGCUGAGUGACUAUUGUGUGGAAGUUGAUUCCUUUAUUAAAAUGCAUAUGCCACUAUUAUACACCUGACUGUGUAUUACCUUUGGGGCUAUGAAACUAUCAAGUUUAGAUUUUGGAUAUUGUAUACAGGGUUAUUUAUAUUAUGUGACAUUACUCAAUACUGACAAACUACAUGAUGUAGUUUUUAAAAUCUUGUGCUUUUUUUCCUUUGCAUUUUAAGUUUAGCUGUGGGAAGGAAAUGUGAUCUGGCUGUUUGUCUUUUGUACGAGGCCUGGAGUUCUUGUGUUUGCCUGGCUAGCAGCCAGCAGGUCAAAGUGUAAGGCUUCCUUGUAAGAACUAACUGUUCUUUUCAAGCUACUGUUUGUUUUUCUAAAAGCAGGAUUUGCUUCCUUUGGGGACAAAUCCCUUUGUGUGGGAUAGUGCAACCUGUACAUGGGUUAUUAAACAUAUAGGAAAGACAUUUGUACUUGCACAGCUAGUUAAAAUCAUUCUGAAAAUUGGAACAUGUGAAUUGUCUUAAAUCUUGGAUUUUUUUUCAGUAAUUUUUACUCCUUUUGUGCACAUGUUGAUUUCUUAAUGGUAAAUGCUUUGUUUAAAAUAGUGUUCUCUGUUGAGAAUAUUUUCAUGGAAUAAACAAUCUUUUCAUGGUCA
Molecule: messenger RNA, 5554 nt
Organism: Trichosurus vulpecula (common brushtail)
Lineage: Eukaryota; Metazoa; Chordata; Mammalia; Diprotodontia; Phalangeridae
Gene: FNBP1L
Product: formin binding protein 1 like
Exons: 15
Coding region: 146-1960 (604 amino acids)
Biological process (GO): signal transduction
Molecular function (GO): protein binding
Source: RefSeq, a predicted model, not a curated record